This is a messenger RNA of Anopheles darlingi, 3981 nucleotides long. RefSeq lists its product as uncharacterized. NCBI's taxonomy places the organism in Eukaryota, Metazoa, Arthropoda, Insecta, Diptera, Culicidae. The record is from RefSeq and is a predicted model, not a curated record. The transcript is spliced from 6 exons. Gene Ontology annotation, molecular function: 2 iron, 2 sulfur cluster binding; FAD binding; iron ion binding. The coding region runs from base 72 to 3872 and encodes 1266 amino acids.
GAUCACGCAGUUUUAGACGCUACUCGACUCGCUCGAUAGCUCUGCGCCGUGCCAAGUGAAAAAAUAAUAAAAUGCAAGUGGUUUUUACUAUCAACGGAAAAAUAUACAAAGCGAAUAGUGGGACCGUUCCGGUUGAGACAUCGCUUGGCACAUUUCUUCGCUAUCAUGCGCAGCUCAAGGGCACCAAAUUUAUGUGUCGUGAGGCCGGUUGCGGGGCUUGUUUGGUCAACAUAACCGGUCAACACCCUGUCACCAAGAGCACCAUCUCGCGAGCAGUUAAUUCGUGCCUGUUUCCGCUGUUCUCCUGCCACGGGCUGGACAUCGUGACGGUAGAAGGAAUCGGUAACAAGCUGAAGGGUUACCAUGCGACCCAGCAGCGGUUGGCCCAUUUCAACGGGACGCAAUGUGGCUACUGCUCACCGGGGAUGGUCAUGAACAUGUACAGCUUGCUCGAGGCCAAGCAGGGUAAGGUGACGAUGGAGGACGUUGAGAACUCCUUUGGCGGUAACAUCUGUCGCUGUACCGGCUAUCGAUCGAUUCUGGAUGCCUUUAAGUCUAUGGCGAUCGAUGCAGAUCCAAAACUACUGGCCGUCUGCCAGGACAUUGAGGAUGUACCGAAGAUUUGCGCAAAGAGUGGUGGUAGGUGCAGCGGAACCUGCUCGAUGGCUGCGUUAUGCGAGGAAGCGAACGAUAUACAACUGAGCUUCCAAGGUGGCAAGGAGUGGUACAAGGUAGAAAAUGUGCAAACAGUAUUCAAGAUCUUCGACAAGAUUGGAACGAAACCGUAUAUGCUCGUUGCCGGAAACACUGCUACAGGAGUCUAUCGGCGAUCGUCUGAUUUGGAGGUAUUUAUCGACAUUACCUCCGUCGCUGAUCUGCGCGUUCACUUCUUCAACGAUGCACUCAUAAUCGGCGCUAACGUUUCACUAACUGAAUUAAUGACAAUACUGGAAGAGGCGAGUCAUAGCGAGGGCUACGAGUACUGUGGCGAACUCGUGAAACACCUGGAUCUGGUGGCUAAUGUGCCCGUCCGCAAUGUCGGUACGAUUGCCGGGAACCUAAGCAUCAAACAUCGCCAUCCGGCCUUUCCUUCCGAUUUGUAUCUGCUACUCGAAGGUGUUGGUGCACGCCUUACGAUCGCUACAUCACACGUGAGUACCAAGAGCGUCACGGUGGAAGAGUAUCUAAAACUGGGCAUGCACAAGAAGAUCAUUCUGAACGUUCUGCUAUACCCGAUGGAUCCGUCCCGCUAUACACUGCGCACAUACAAAAUCAUGCCCAGGGCACAAAACGCACACGCGUACGUAAAUGCGUCUAUCCUGCUGAACAUCCAGGAAUCGGUGGUUCGCUAUGCAUCGAUCUGUUACGGUGGCAUCAAUCCGCAGUUUACUCAUGCAACCGCACUGGAGGAGUUUCUUGUCGGUAAGAACGUUUUCGAGGAUAAUGUACUCCAGGAGGCUCUAGCAGUGCUGGACAGCUCACUGGAACCGGACGCGGUAUUGCCCGACGCAUCACCUGACUAUCGGAAGCAGCUCGCAUUGUCGCUCUUCUACCGGGCAACUCUUAGCGUUGGCAGGGCGCAUAACAUCCGCCUCAAUCCACUCUACGCUUCCGGUGCUGUAACACACGCUCGAUUGCUAUCCAGUGGUCAGCAGACUUACGACACGAUACAGGAUAACUGGCCGAUGACGAAGCACAUACCCAAGGUGGAAGGGCUUGCUCAGACGGCCGGUGAAGCGGACUACAUUGACGAUCUACCCAAUCAACCUCACCAGCUGUUCGGUGCUUUCGUACUGGCAAGAAAACCACACUGCCGUAUCCUGAGUAUCGACGCAACCGAAGCUCUGAGUCAGCCCGGUGUAGAAGCUUUCUAUUCCGCCAAGGACAUCCCGGGAACGAACAAUUUCAUGCCCACCGAGCUGGGGAAUAAGGAAACCGAAGAGAUCUUCUGUAGCGAUCGAGUAUUGUAUCAUGGCCAACCGGUGGGUAUCAUUCUGGCCGAAAGCUUUGACGAGGCUUACCGGGCUGCCCAGUUGGUCGCGAUUGAAUAUGGGCCGUCCGAUGGGCACCCAAUCCUGCCCACCGUUCGCGAUGUCCUCAGGGCAGGAGCUACCGAUCGUAUUCACCCAAGCGAUGAAGUGCAGAUAGGCGAACAGUAUCGGGAGGCCGAUGAGAAUGAAAACGGCAUUAGAAUUCAAGGUAGCUUUUAUCUACCGAGUCAGUAUCAUUUCUCGAUGGAAACUCAGCAAUGUAUCUGCGUACCGAUUGACGACGGAAUGAAUGUUUUCUCAUCAACGCAAUGGGUUGAUAUAUGCCAAAUUGCAAUCGCCAGGGCUCUGCUAAUACCCGAGAACAGCCUCAACUUCCACAUCCGUCGGUUGGGAGGUGCAUUUGGAUCGAAGAUUUCGCGAGCCUCCCAGGUGGCCUGUGCCUGUGCCGUGGCAGCUCAUUUCAGCCAACGACCAGUGCGGCUGAUAGUCUCACUCGAAGACAACAUGGCGGCUAUCGGUAAACGGUCAGCCUGUGCCAGUAACUAUGAGAUCGAAGUGGAUGAGCGGGGUAAGGUGCGACGAUUGCUGAACCAGUUCUACCAGGAUUCGGGCUGCAGUUUGAAUGAACCAGUGGAGAAGGUGACGUUCCUGUUCUAUCGCAAUUGCUAUGACACGAGCGCCUGGAAGGUGGUCGGAAACAGUGUGCUGACGAAUUCCCCCUCUACCACCUACUGCAGAGGUCCUGGAACGAACGAGGGUAUAAGUAUGGCGGAAAAUUUCAUGGAGAACAUCGCCCAUCGGUUGGGGCUAGAUCCGCUAGAGGUCCGAAUGCAGAACUUACCCGAGGAUAGCCCCAUUCGUCAACUGCUACCAGAGUUCGCCCGUGAUGUGGAGUACGAAAGGCGACGCAAUGAGAUCAAGCAGUACAAUGAACAGAACCGCUGGAUGAAACGUGGCAUCUCUAUCGUUCCGAUGAGAUACCCUCAGUAUUUUGUGGGAACGCUCCACGCGCUGGUUUCGAUUUACCACGCAGAUGGUACCGUGGCCAUCACUACCGGUGGCAUUGAUAUGGGGCAAGGUGUGCAUACUAAAAUUUUACAGGUUGCCGCCCGCACACUUUGCAUACCGAUGAGCAUGAUUAAGGUGAAAGGAAUGGCCAACCUCACUUCACCAAACGCCAUCGUUUCCGGUGGCAGCAUGACCAGCGAUGCCGCCUGUUAUGCUGUCAAGAAGGCGUGCGAGUUGCUAAACGAACGUAUUGGGCCCUUGAAGGAACAGAAUCCCGAUGCUUCGUGGGAGACCAUCACCCAGCUGUGCUACCAGCAGCAUGUAGACCUGUGCGCACUCUAUCAAUACAAUGUGAACGAGAUGCAGCACUACGUCGUCUGGGGGUUAACGUGCUCGGAGAUAGCGGUCGAUAUUCUAACCGGGAAUGUGCAGAUUUGCCGAGUCGACAUCCUGGAGGAUGUCGGUGAAAGCAUCAGUCCCGGCAUCGACAUCGGACAGAUUGAGGGCGCGUUCGUGAUGGGCAUUGGAUUGUACUUUACUGAGCAGCUCGUCUAUGACCCCGGGAACGGGGCGUUGCUAAACAACAGAUCCUGGCAUUACAAACCAGCAGGCGCGAAGGAUAUUCCCGUGGACUUUCGAGUGAAGUUCCUGCAGCGUACGCACAACGAGAACUUUGUGCUACGCUCCAAAACCACUGGUGAGCCGGCACUGAACAUGACAGUUUCGCUGCUGUUCGCUCUACGGAUGGCCCUAAAUUCGGCUCGGCGCCAAGCUGGCCUUUCAGAUGAUUGGUAUAUGAUCGAUGUUCCUGCAACUCCUGAGCAAAUCUACUUGCUGGCUGGUAAUACCGCCAACCAGUUUAGGUUAUCAUGAAGAUACGUUCGGAUCUUGUGGAUUAUAAGAAAAUGUAGUACGAGAUAUGGAUUUUACCAAUAAAUAAGGGGUAUGGAUCAAGUAGAAAAAAAUGGCCCACCUUUUUGAU